Eruca vesicaria subsp. sativa (arugula) is the source of this 306-nucleotide messenger RNA. NCBI's taxonomy places the organism in Eukaryota, Viridiplantae, Streptophyta, Magnoliopsida, Brassicales, Brassicaceae. The record is from the annotation of a GenBank genome assembly.
AUGGUAAUGAUCUGUGUUUUGAUUAAAAAAAACAGAUCAGUGACGAGGAAGACCAACCUGCUCCAGACUUUUCCUUGGUCUCAUAGUCUAGAUACUACUCCUCCUGCUCCAGACUUUGAAUGUCCCCCUGAUCUGCAUUUGGUGGCUUCUCCAACCUGUCACCACCACAUGCAAAAAAACUGUCACAAGUUAACUCCAAAUAAGAGGAAAUUGCAUGGCAUCGGCUUGAUCAUCUUCAGCCAGCAAGCAAUGAGGUAUGGAGUUGCUGGUCUCAAGUUGUAUAUGGUGGCACCUUUUCUUGCUUGA